Mitosporidium daphniae is the source of this 408-nucleotide messenger RNA. RefSeq lists its product as uncharacterized. The record is from RefSeq and is a predicted model, not a curated record. The coding region runs from base 1 to 408 and encodes 135 amino acids. NCBI's taxonomy places the organism in Eukaryota, Fungi, Microsporidia. The transcript has a single exon.
AUGUUGCCCGCCACUUGCAAUAGAAAGACAAGACACCUCUGUGCGAUUUUCCUUUCCUGUAUUUUGGGCUUUGCUAUUGGUUUUUCGCAUGCUGACCCUGCUUGGGAUGAUAUCUCUGUCAAUACCCAAUUUCCGGAUGACUUUUUCAAGGCUUCGCCAGUUAAGUUUACCAUUAUCGUCUUUUGCUGGAAGCGAGCAGAGUCUUUAAACAGACUUCUGGAUUCUCUGAUAAGAUCCGACUAUGCCGGCAAAAAGGUUGAUUUGCAACUGCGUAUUGAUGGGAAUUCCUCUAUCGAGGUUGUUGAUAUUGUGUCGCAGUUUAAAUGGCCCCAUGGCUCCAAGAAGGUUGCACUUAAAAAAAGAAAUGCUGGACUUGCUAAGGUUGAAAUUAUUGCUUUCAUUCUGUAG